AAAAUCAUAAGCUGGUUCAGGUGAUUUAUUAUUAUUAUUAUUAUUUUUCUCUUUCUUGAGCUCAGUUUAGCUUUCUCAGAUGCUUUUAGAGAGAUCUACAGAAUGCAAUCUCUUCAGUUCUUCUUCUUGUUAACUCAAAAAGGGUACAACUGAAUUUAGUUUAGAUCCACAGAGAGAGAUGGCAUUAAGGUCAGCAUUUGAUUCGAAAUCAGGGCAAAUGAUAAUGGUGGCUUUGUUAUUAAUGAUUGGUUCUUUCUACUUAGGCACUCUUUUUGGGAACAAUGCUCCCAUUUAUCUCUCUAAUUCUUCUUCUUCUUCUAAUUCAUCAUCCGCUCCUUCAUCACCAGGUGUUUCCACAAUUACCAACAGAAUAGCUCUUGCUUACCGCAGAACACCGUUGUUAAUUCCAGAAAAUGGGAUGAAUAUAUGCCCCCUGAAGUUCAAUGAGUAUAUCCCUUGCCAUGAUAUUUCGUAUGUCAAUGAAUUACUCCCAACCUUAGAUCUUUCUAGACGAGAGGAGCUAGAGCGACACUGUCCUCCGCCUGAAAAGCAUUUAUUUUGCUUGGUACCACCACCAGAAGAUUAUAAAUUGCCAAUAAAAUGGCCAAUUAGCAGAGAUUAUGUGUGGCGAAGCAAUGUGAAUCAUACACGUCUCGCUGAAGUCAAAGGAGGACAGAAUUGGGUGCAUGAAAAGGAUCAGUUAUGGUGGUUUCCAGGCGGUGGUACUCAUUUCAAGCAUGGAGCACCUGAGUACAUUCAGAGGUUAGGUAAUAUGACUACCGAUGAAAUGGGUGAUCUACGUUCAGCUGGUGUUGUUCAAGUUUUGGAUGUUGGAUGCGGGGUAGCUAGCUUCUCAGCCUAUCUUCUUCCAUUGGAUAUACAAACAAUGUCUUUUGCUCCCAAAGAUGGUCAUGAAAAUCAGAUUCAGUUUGCUUUAGAACGAGGAAUUGGUGCCAUGAUCUCUGCCAUUGCCACAAAGCAACUACCAUAUCCCUCUAGCUCUUUUGAGAUGGUUCAUUGUUCAAGAUGUCGUGUUGAUUGGCAUGAGAAUGAUGGUAUUUUACUGAAAGAAGUUGAUCGCCUUCUGCGAAAUAAUGGAUAUUUUAUCUAUUCAGCUCCUCCUGCUUACCGAAAGGAUAAAGAUUAUCCAUUAAUUUGGGAUAAGUUGGUAAAUCUGACCUCGGCAAUGUGUUGGAAACUCAUUGCUCGAAAAGUUCAGACCGCAAUAUGGGUUAAACAAGAUAAUGAGCAAUGCUUAAUGCAGAAUGCAGAAAUGAAGCUCAUAAAUAUAUGUGAUACUGCAGAUGAUAUGAAACCAUCAUGGAAUACACCACUGAGGAACUGCAUACCAAGAAGAUCUGUACAAGCAGAUGCUCAGAAACUCCCUCCCAGGCCAGAGCGUCUCUCUGUAUAUUCACAGAGUCUUGCCAGAAUAGGUAUUAGUAAAGAAGAUUUUGCUUCAGAUGCCGUAUUCUGGCAAAAUCAAGUAAACAAUUACUGGAAGCUGAUGGAUGUCAGUGACACAGAUAUACGAAAUAUCAUGGACAUGAAUGCUUUUGUUGGGGGAUUUUCUGUGGCUUUAAACACAUUGCCUGUUUGGGUGAUGAAUAUAAUUCCUGUGAGCAUGAAUAAUACCGUGUCUGCUAUUUAUGACCGGGGUCUGUUAGGUGUUUUUCAUGAUUGGUGUGAACCAUUCUCAACGUAUCCACGCACAUAUGAUUUAUUGCAUGCUAAUCAUCUCUUCAGUCACUAUAGAAACCAUGGAGAAGGUUGCUUACUAGAAGAUAUCAUGCUGGAGAUGGACCGUAUUACACGACCUCAGGGAUUCAUUAUCAUUAGGGAUGAGGAAUCUAUUACAUCAAGAAUUCGUGAUUUAGCUCCAAAAUUUUUAUGGGAGGUUAAAUCACAUUCUCUGGAAAACAAAGAUAAGAAGCUUGAAACAGUGCUAAUCUGCAGAAAGAUAUUUUGGGCAAUUGUUUAAGGUGUGCUCCCAUAUACAUGUAUUUUCCACUGACAAGUUUCUCUCAACUUAGAAUAGGCUACCUGUACUAUGAGUCUGCUUAGCUAUUUUCUUUUUAUGCGCUCUCUCCUUUCUCUUUUUGCCUGUAUCAACAUAUUCUUAUGGAUCUCGCACAAAGAAGUGAGGUCAUAGCCGAUAAUUUAUUUAUUAUUUGUAAUUAUUUCAUUUGUGUGUUAGUUUUUCGCAACGAGAAAACAAUACGACCAUAGAGAUAUGAGCUGAAAAUUGUUCCA
This is a messenger RNA of Ricinus communis (castor bean), 2253 nucleotides long. RefSeq names its product probable methyltransferase PMT7. Bases 179 to 1981 code for a protein of 600 amino acids. NCBI's taxonomy places the organism in Eukaryota, Viridiplantae, Streptophyta, Magnoliopsida, Malpighiales, Euphorbiaceae. Gene Ontology annotation, molecular function: methyltransferase activity. Gene Ontology annotation, cellular component: trans-Golgi network; endosome; cytoplasm. The transcript has 7 exons. The record is from RefSeq and is a predicted model, not a curated record.